Molecule: messenger RNA, 1951 nt
Organism: Cyclopterus lumpus (lumpfish)
Lineage: Eukaryota; Metazoa; Chordata; Actinopteri; Perciformes; Cyclopteridae
Gene: tm2d2
Product: TM2 domain containing 2
Exons: 4
Coding region: 103-783 (226 amino acids)
Source: RefSeq, a predicted model, not a curated record
CAUGCGACACAAACAAACCUAGCUAGAUAGUUAACGUGAAUGUCGCAGUUAAACCAUGGACGGCUGUUUCAUUAGAGUGAAUGUAGUGUCGUGAGGGUCACGAUGAUCUCGGUGAGCUACAUUCUGUUGUGCGGGCAGUUCCUGCUGCUGCUGGCGGCCGUUUUCUUACAAUGUCUGGGGGGAAUUUACUCCCAAAACUCGUCGACGACGGAGACUCCCUCGGCUUCUCCUGCCCAGGGAGCAACAACGGUCCCGUUCAACGAGCAGCCGACGGAAAACGUGAAAUAUGAAACACCGGGAGAAAGCACGACUAAUGAUACCUAUGAGUACAACCCCCCGUCCCCGGUCGUCCUCUGCAGCUAUCUACCGGAGGAGUUCAUCUUCUGUCAGGACCCUGUCGAUCAUGCACUGAACCACAGCGCCUGGCAGGAGCUGGGCCACGGCUGUCUCGGGUGGGGUGGCCAGACUCAGAAAGAGGUGAACCACACAAAGGUUGUGUGCACGGCCCUCGAGGGUAUCGAGUGCGCCGGAUCCAAAGAGUUCCUCAGAGGAAACGUGCCCUGCAUCAAAUACACCGGACACUACUUCAUCACCACGCUGCUGUACUCCUUCUUCUUGGGCUGUUUCGGGGUCGACCGCUUCUGCCUGGGCCACACCGGCACCGCCGUCGGGAAGCUGCUUACCCUGGGAGGCCUGGGGAUCUGGUGGUUCGUGGACUUGAUCCUGCUCAUCACCGGCGGCCUGAUGCCCAGCGACUACAGCAACUGGUGCACCUACUACUGAGAGGGACCAUCAGGGGGCGGGGGGGGGGGGGCGUCAUUUCUCAUUCAGACAUCAUCAGUUAUAUAUUGAGAACUCCAGUGAUGGGGCCUUAGCCUAUCAUAGUUGUGGAGCUUGUGGCUCGAUGGCAAAAAGUGGAGUCUAGGUACCUCCUGAGGACUCCUAGAGGAUCCUGCCGAGAAGAAUAAGGAAUCUUCUCAUAUAAUUUAAAUCGAAUCCACUUGAAAUGUUCCGCAAUAAUGCCUACUGUACUCGCAGCUUUCACAACAGCCACAGGGAUGACAGAUUGAUGAUGAUAGUGAUAGUACUUAACUGUCAACUAAGGUCUCUUUCACACCUGUACACCAGUUCAUAUGGUCCGGACCAGGGGCGUAUUCUUGCCUUUCAGUCUUGGUCUGCCUUGUGAUUACUCUGACUUGACAGACACAUGAAGUAGGACUCCAGUACUAGUGAUGUCAUGGGGGGGGGGGGGGUGGGGGAGAAAGAUCAACUUAUGAGUUGUGUUACCACAGUUACUGAGUGGUUUGCAUAAAUGGAUGCAAUGCUUAUACGAUGGCUCCCUUGACAGCUGUCCACCAGUAGAUGGAUGCAUCCAGCAUCAGAACCGCAGGCGGCAGUUGGUCCCGGUCCAGUUGUUCAGUCCCAGUUGGGAGGAGCUCCCCUCCUGUCGGACCCUGUUCACAUGUCUUCAGCUAUAACUCAUUUAGUUCAGACUCGGAGGGGGGGGUGGGGCUCGCAUUAAAUAUUCAAACCUUCCAUUUCCAUUGUUAAACUUCCCGUCGAGGGUUUAUGUGCUCGCUCGUAUUUUGGAGCAGGCUUCAUUACGCAAGGAUCCAUAAAGCCCGACUCGGAUCGUAAGAAGUUGAAGAAGACGCGGCGCCGAGGCGUCGACUUCUAUUUUCAGCUGGCUAAGGAUUUAGAAAGGAAACGUCACGUUUCCCUCUAGAUUCACAGCAUGUCAGUUUAUAUGAAAUCUGUACAUACUUUCAUCUGGAUGUACUUCUGUCUCCUAAACGAAGAUAAAACAAACGGAACGUUAACGUUCUGGAGUCUCUUUGAUCGUGUAAGAUGUGUCUAAUAUUGAUCCGCCCAACAGAAGCUUUUAUGUUCUUUAACUGUUGACCGGAUGUCUUUUAAUAAGUCAUAACAUUAAAAGUGAGUGUCAUGUUGA